GGAGACAGAAGUCAGCGCAACUAAUCUGCGAUUCUACUGUAGACAAGCCGCAUCCUGGGCAAACCUCGCAUGCUUGGGACGGGCGCUGGCAGCUGACUGACGCGCUGCUCGGCGGUGUUACUGACGGGAUAUUACCUGCUUGUGGUGUUGUCCGGUGGGAUGAGUUUUAUCUCCGGCUUGAGACGGAGCCUUAAGAGAAAUGACAGCAAAAGGAAUUCCUUGCCUGUUGGUAGAAGUGUGGAAAGCCCCACAUCCCCCUCCAGCAAGAUCCUUCAGGCUGGAGAGGGCCCCGAUAGCCCUAAUUCUCCAUCCCGGUUGUCCAUCAUAAACCACAAAGAAACGGAUCCUGUCAUACCAGAUUUCAGAUUACAUCUGGCAGACUCCACUGGGGAAUCCAAAGCCACAACACCUUCUGCAGAGUCACAGAGGUCAGACCUCUCCCUGGCCCUGGAGGACUGCAUGGCCGCGCUGGACCUCUUCCUGCAGAAUGACUUUGACGAGGCCCUGUCCAGGCUCCAAUGCAGAACAAAAGACAGCAUGUACCAUGCCCUCACCUAUGCCACCAUCUUGGAGAUGCAAGCCAUGAUGACUUUCAGCCAUGAGGAUAUACUGGCAGCUGGAAACAACAUGAAAGAAGCCCAGACACUGUGCCAGAGGUUCCGCAAAAAGUCUUCCCUGACAAACAAAAACUUCACUGAAGAGGAGCUCCAUGCUGAAGUGUGCUAUGCAGAGUGUCUCCUGCAGAGGGCAGCACUCACUUUUCUUCAAGAUGAAAACAUGAUCAGUUUUAUCAAAGGAGGAAUCAAAGUGAGAAACAGCUAUCAGACAUAUAAAGAGCUCCACAAUGUCCUGCAGUCCUCUGGCUAUACCCAAGGGGACAAUCAUGGCCAUUUUGAGGGAGGGGUCAAGCUCGGAGUGGGAUCCUUCAAUCUGAUGAUUUCCAUGUUGCCAACCAGGAUCCUCCGGUUGUUGGAAUUUGUGGGAUUUUCUGGGAAUAAGGAGUACGGCCUACAACAGCUGGAGGAGGGGUCUAUCACAGACACAUUCCGAGCCUUUCUGUGCAACAUGCUGCUGCUCUGCUACCACACCUUCAUGAGCUUCAUCCUGGGAACUGGUGAGGGUGACAUAGAGGAUGCUGAGAAACUCUUGCAGCCCUACCUGAAGCGGUAUCCUAGGGGGGCGAUCUUCUUGUUUUUCGCUGGGCGAAUCGAGGUGAUCAAAGGAAAUCUCGAUGCUGCUAUUGGGCGGUUUGAGGCAUGUUGUGAGUCCCAGCAGCAGUGGAAGCAGUUCCACCACAUGUGUUACUGGGAGCUGAUGUGGUGCUUCACUUAUAAGAGGCAAUGGAAGAUGGCCUACUUCUACGCUGACCUGCUGAGCAAAGAGAACACCUGGUCCAAGGCCACCUAUGCCUACAUGAAAGGGGCCUAUCUGAGCAUGAUGACCACAGAGGAGUGCAAGGUGUUUGGGGAGACGGAGGAGGAACUUUUCAGACAGGUACCAGGACUGAAGCAGAAAAUAGCUGGGAAGUCAUUACCCACAGAGAAGUUUGCCAUCCGAAAAGCCCGUCGCUACCUGGCAGAGAACCCUGUGCCUCUUCCUGUCCCGCCACUGGAGAUGAUGUAUAUCUGGAACGGGUACACUGUGAUUGGGAAGCACAAGGACCUAACAGAAGGGAUGCUGCAGACUUUGGACGAAGCCCAGAAAAAGCUAGAGCUAUAUCCAAAGACAGAGAUCUCCAUAGACGACCAGUGUCUGCUGAGCCUGCUGAGAGGCCUGUGCCUAAGACACCUAGGCUUCCACGAGGAGGCGGAGCACUACUUCACCCUGGUCCUCUGCAAUGAAACGCAGAUCAAGUUCGAUCACUACCUGGUUCCCAACGCGCUUCUGGAACACGCCCUGCUGUGUUUGGAGAAAGGCAGGAAAGAGGAGGCCGUCAGACUGCUGGAGGCAGCCAAGCAGAACUAUAAGAACUAUUCCAUGGAGUCUCGCACACACUUCCGGAUCCAGGCCGCUUUGCACAAGGCCCGAGCCACAAGUCAAAAUGGAGUACACAGCCCGCUGCCAGCGAGUCCGUAACUGGUGGUGGUGGAGCAGGGCAGGAGCCCAGCUAACCUGUGGAGAACAGUCCAGGGAGAAAAGGCUGGCCAGGAGCCAUACCACAUCAGUCUCCCAGCAUGCACAGCAGAAGUGAACCUCUGGAGAAGGCUGUCAGACUACCCAGUCAGAGACAAAUACAAAACCACAGAGUAACACACACACACACACACACACACACAUAGAGGCAAACACAACACACCACACAGAGGCACAGCAAAACCCACGGACAUGCAACACAGAGAAAUGCCAACAGAGCUGCCAAGCCAGGUAGUCGCAGACAAGCCCAUAGGCAAAUACACACUCACUUGUGCACGUAUUAGCAAAAAUACAUGUGUACAGUCUCACACACAUGUACACAUACAAGCAAAAACACACAUUCAGCAUCACCAUUCUGCUUUUGCAGCUGAGUUGAGUCGUUUACUCUGAUCAGUUUUGCCCUCCCAAUUCAAUGAAAGUUACCCAAAAAUUUACGCUAGCUGGUGACACAAUCUGAUUGGAAGGAAUGUCUUUAAUAGGCAGAUCUUUUUUUUUGUUUACCUUUUUGCUCGAUUAUCAGGAGUAUUUCUACAGCUGGAAAACAACAGCAUAGUGAUAAACUUGUCAGAUGAAGACUGACACAGAAAAUGUAUUUGAUCAAAGUAGAGCGACAGAAUACAGUUUUCUCAUCUGUGGCCAGCAGAUGUCCUUCCAGCAAACCCAGACAAAUGUGUGCCUAAUCAAGUCAUAACAAAUGCCCCUCAAUAUUUUCACAUAAAAACAUGUGCAUAUCAUGUUUUGAACAUGACCCCAAGUCAGAGUUUGCCAGUGACUUACAGAUGCAGAAGGCAGAGAAGUUAUCUUUCUUUUGUAAUUUUCCUGAACCUAUUUAAGUUUGUUGUUUAAUAUCAGCACAUAUACCAGCUGAUUCCUUUUUCCUUUCAUUUGUUGUAGCUAAUAUGUUUUUUAUGCCUUUGUGUACUCCACACGAAAUCCUUUUUAUUCACAGCAGAAAGUGAUGAUUUUGAGUGAAUACCAAGCCACAAUUUAAAAACCAAUCCCUGAUCUCUUUUGUUGUGAGAAAAAACAUUAAAUGUAACCCAAUCUCUCUUAUAAUUCAGUUUUAUGGUGAUGUGCACAACAAUGAAGCUACCCUAUGAGAUAGUAUUAAAUUAAAAAGGUAUCAGCUGCUGAUGGGUGAACUUUACUUGUCAAGCAUGUUAAUAAUACAAACAGGUUCAGGAGCUUUAUUGGUUUAAAGGUGAUUCUGCCUCUGUCUGUAGCUGACUGGCCACUACUGCACCAAGCCUUAUGACAGUUAAAUGGUCAUGAUGUCCAAUGAUACUACCUACGAAAAGCAAAAGUGUUGGAGCAUGAACAAAAUUGCUGUAGAAUCAAAUUUAUUAUUUGCUGAUGUCAACAGAACCUUUUCUGGAUGAUGUUAAGUUUCUUUUACAUGCUUAAAUUGAUUAAAUUAAAGGGGCAGGCUAAAACAGGUAAUUGGCCAUUGUUAUUUAGAGAGUUUUGAAAUGAAUGAACUUAUGUUACGCUGGUCCAGUGUCUGCUACAUGCACAGGUUUAUCAGGUGUACCUUUAAUUACUCAACUUCCAACUCCUGAUUAAAUAACCAGAUGAGAGCUCCAAUCUCAUAAGAAGCAUCUGAUGUAUAUCUGAUAAGAAAGAGGGCAUUUGACUGUGGAGCUAUGUAGGUUUUAUGUAUGUUUACAGUAGAAUAGUGUCUAGACCCAUUCACUGUAAACUGCCUUUCCUGCUGUUCCCUUUUACAGCUCAGAAUGUGUAGUUUAGAUAAAGUUUAAAGAGGAUAAAAAAAAUGGGGUAAAAAAAAAACUGACCUGGUGUCAGCUGUGAGGUCUUUUCUGAAAAGGUGGAGGAAAUAAUGCAAGUGUGUAGAUUUUUUUUUUAUAUUCAAUUUGGCUUGACGCGGAGCAAUAGUAUGUUUCUGAUAGCUUCAUCAUUGUUUCAUUAUGAAACGGGAAUGUUUCUUUUUUUUC
Molecule: messenger RNA, 4085 nt
Organism: Megalops cyprinoides (Indo-Pacific tarpon)
Lineage: Eukaryota; Metazoa; Chordata; Actinopteri; Elopiformes; Megalopidae
Product: tetratricopeptide repeat protein 39A-like
Exons: 22
Coding region: 160-2076 (638 amino acids)
Molecular function (GO): protein binding
Source: RefSeq, a predicted model, not a curated record